This is a messenger RNA of Loxodonta africana (African savanna elephant), 4753 nucleotides long. It is a transcript of the gene WDR11, whose product is annotated as WD repeat domain 11. Bases 49 to 3660 code for a protein of 1203 amino acids. Gene Ontology annotation, cellular component: cytoplasm. The record is from RefSeq and is a predicted model, not a curated record. Gene Ontology annotation, molecular function: protein binding. The transcript is spliced from 28 exons. Lineage: Eukaryota; Metazoa; Chordata; Mammalia; Proboscidea; Elephantidae.
CGCUUCCUGGUUGCCGGUCGGCGCGGAGGGCGGGGUUCAGGCUCUGCGAUGUUGCCCUACACCGUGAAUUUCAAGGUGUCGGCUCGCACCCUCACCGGGGCCCUCAACACCCACAACAAGGCGGCGGUGGACUGGGGCUGGCAAGGUUUAAUUGCUUAUGGAUGUCAUUCGCUUGUGGUAGUGAUCGAUUCAAACACGGCCCAGACUCUUCAAGUUUUAGAAAAGCACAAAGCUAAUGUUGUCAAGGUCAAAUGGGCCAGGGAAAAUUAUCACCAUAACAUCGGCUCACCCUAUUCCUUGCGCUUAGCUUCUGCUGAUGUCAACGGGAAGAUCAUCGUUUGGGAUGUAGCAGCGGGAGUAGCUCAGUGUGAAAUCCAGGAGCACACCAAACCUAUCCAGGAUGUGCAGUGGUUGUGGAAUCAGGAUGCUUCCCGGGACUUACUGCUGGCUAUCCACCCUCCAAAUUACAUUGUGCUGUGGAACGCAGACACUGGCACCAAACUCUGGAAGAAGAGCUAUGCAGAUAACAUUCUUUCUUUUUCUUUUGACCCUUUUGAUCCCUCACACUUAACAUUGCUCACCAGUGAGGGUAUUGUGUUCAUCUCCGACUUCUCUCCAUCCAAGCCGCCCUCUGGCCCCGGGAAAAAAGUAUACAUAUCCAGCCCACACUCCAGCCCAGCUCAUAACAAGCUGGCUGCAGCCACAGGUGCCCAAAAGGCACUUAAUAAAGUGAAAAUUUUAAUCACUCAAGAGAAACCUAGUGCUGAAUUCAUAACUCUCAAUGAUUGCCUUCAGUUGGCAUAUCUGCCUUCAAAGAGGAAUCACAUGUUGUUACUCUAUCCUCGAGAGAUUUUAAUCCUUGACCUUGAGGUGAAUCAGACAGUGGGUGUGAUUGCAAUAGAGCGAACAGGAGUUCCGUUCCUACAGGUAAUACCCUGCUUUCAGCGUGAUGGUUUAUUUUGCCUACAUGAAAAUGGUUGUAUAACCUUACGUGUUCGAAGAUCUUAUAAUAGUAUUGGCAGCACUUCAAAUGAGGAACCAGACCCAGACCCUGUUCAGGAGCUGACCUAUGACUUACGAAGCCAGUGCGACGCGAUCAGGGUGACAAAAACUGUUCGUCCAUUCAGCAUGGUGUGCUGUCCUGUCAACGAGAAUGCGGCUGCCCUCAUAGUCAGCGACGGGAGGGUCAUGAUAUGGGAACUGAAGUCUGCUGUUUGUAAUCGUGGUUCCCGGAACAGGUUAGUGAACCGCAGCUCUGGAGUGUCACCUUUGUAUUCCCCGGUGUCUUUCUGUGGAAUCCCUGUAGGAGUGCUGCAGAAUAAGCUGCCCGACCUUUCGUUAGAUAACAUGAUUGGGCAAAGUGCAAUUGCUGGAGAAGAACCUCCCAAAGGCUCCAUCCUGCAGGAAGUCCACCUCAAGUUCCUGCUGACAGGACUGCUGUCAGGACUGCCCUCGCCACAGUUUGCUAUCCGUAUGUGCCCACCACUGACCACAAAAAAUAUCAAGAUGUAUCAGCCCUUGCUUGCUGUUGGCACAGGUCACGGCUCUGUCCUGGUGUACCAUCUCACCAGCGGGCUGCUGCACAAGGAGUUAAGUGUCCACUCCUGUGAAGUCAAAGGUAUUGAAUGGAUAAGUUUGACUGGUUUUCUUUCUUUUGCCACCUCAACACCAAACAACAUGGGAUUAGUGAGAAAUGAACUUCAGUUGGUUGAUCUUCCAACAGGUAGGAGCAUCGCUUUUCGCGGUGAACGUGGCAAUGACGAAUCACCCAUCAAAAUGAUUAAAGUAUCUCAUUUGAAGCAGUAUUUGGCAGUUGUAUUCAAAGAUAAACCCUUGGAGUUAUGGGAUGUUAGGACUUGUACCCUCCUUAGAGAAAUGUCCAAAAAUUUCCCUGCAAUAACUGCUUUGGAGUGGUCACCUUCUCACAACUUGAAGAGCCUGAGGAAGAAGCAGCUCGCUACCCGAGAGGCCAUGGCCCGACAGACCGUGGUCUCAGAUGCAGAGCUGAGUGUAGCCGAGUCAUCUGUGAUCAGCUUGCUGCAGGAAGCAGAAAGCAAGUCUGAACUCAGUCAGAACAUCUCUGCCCGGGAGCAUUUUGUGUUUACUGAUAAUGACGGCCAGGUUUAUCAUCUCACUGUUGAAGGCAACUCGGUCAAAGACAGCGCUCGGAUUCCACCAGAUGGAAGUAUGGGAAGUAUUACCUGCAUCGCUUGGAAAGGUGACACAUUAGUUCUUGGCGAUAUGGACGGAAAUUUAAAUUUUUGGGAUUUGAAAGGCAGAGUAUCCAGAGGGAUACCUACACACCGAAGCUGGGUGAGGAAGAUUCGCUUUGCCCCUGGUAAAGGAAACCAAAAACUAAUAGCAAUGUACAAUGAUGGAGCUGAAGUGUGGGACACCAAAGAGGUUCAGAUGGUGAGCAGUUUAAGAAGUGGAAGAAAUGUGAACUUUCAGAUACUGGACGUGGACUGGUGUACGUCAGAUAAAGUGAUCUUGGCAUCGGAUGACGGAUGCAUCAGAGUCCUGGAGAUGUCGAUGAAGUCCACGUGUUUCAGGAUGGAUGAACAAGAGUUAACCGAGCCUGUGUGGUGCCCAUAUCUCCUUGUUCCCAGGGCCUCCCUGGCCUUAAAAGCCUUCUUACUACACCAGCCUUGGAAUGGACAGUGUUCUUUGGACAUUUCUCAAGUUGAUUAUCCAGAAAAUGAAGAAAUGAAGAAUCUCCUUCAAGAGCAGUUGAAUUCAUUGUCAAAUGACGUAAAGAAGCUCUUACUUGAUCCAGAAUUCACCCUCUUGCAGAGGUGCCUGCUUGUUUCAAGGCUUUAUGGUGAUGAGUCGGAGCUACACUUCUGGACGGUGGCUGCCCACUAUCUGCACAGCUUCUCCCAGGACAAGUCAACCACCACAGCAGCGGCGCAGGAGGCUACCCAUCGGGAAACCGUGAACAACCCCCUCGACAUAUGUUAUGAUAUACUCUGUGAAAACACCUAUUUUCAGAAAUUUCAACUGGAAAGAGUUAAUCUACAGGAAGUGAAACGGUCAACUUACGAUCACACAAGGAAAUGCACAGACCAGCUCCUUCUGUUGGGUCAGACGGACAGAGCUGUGCAGCUGCUGCUGGAGACCAGUGCAGACAACCAGCAUUAUUACUGUGAUUCCCUGAAAGCCUGCUUGGUCACAACCGUCACCUCCUCAGGCCCUUCUCAGAGCACCAUUAAGCUGGUGGCAACUAACAUGAUUGCCAAUGGCAAGUUGGCAGAGGGCGUGCAGUUGCUCUGCCUGAUUGACAAAGCCGCAGACGCCUGCCGCUACCUGCAGACCUACGGCGAGUGGAGCCGGGCCGCCUGGCUUGCAAAAGUUCGUUUAAACUCCGAAGAGUGUGCUGAUGUCUUAAAGCGGUGGGUUGACCAUCUGUGCUCUCCACAAGUCAAUCAGAAGUCAAAGGCCCUCCUGGUCCUUCUCUCCCUGGGCUGUUUCACCAGCGUGGCCGAGACGCUGCACAGCAUGAGGUACUUUGACAGAGCAGCCUUGUUUGUGGAAGCUUGUCUGCAGUAUGGGACGAUGGAAGUCAAUGAAGAGACGGAUAUCCUUUCCAAGGGUGUUUAUGCUGAGGAGGAAAGAAGUGCCAUGGUGGGUUUUAGAAUUCCUCUUUCUUGUGCUGCCUAGGCAGGAACUGUGUUAUAUUGAGGAAGACCUGGAUUCUGAUUCACCAAAGCCAGGAAAGAGGGAGAAAGAGAGGGGAAAGAUGGGGAAGAAGCCCGCUGCCUCACUGGCGUUUGCAGGAAGGAAUGUAGAGGGUAAGGAACCAUAGUUGUGUAAUAUUGGCUUGAACUUCAGGUAAAGAUAGAAGGAAUAAUGUAGGAGAGGUUAGAGGGCUACUUCUUUCACAAGUAUUAUUUUGGAGGAAUGUGUUCUGUGGCAUAGUUCUAUGUAUUUCUCUGGAAAAUGUAUACUGGCAUAAAUAAAAAAGACUCUCCCUGUUACCCACAGCGAGGAGCCUAAUAUGGAACAAAAUACAGCACCUCCAAGACAUUUCAUGCAGGCAAGUCACUGUGGUCCCCCUGUAGCCAGGAACACUUUAUUUCUUCUCGUCACCGGAGUCACAUUUUUUAUUUGGAAAGAAUGGGCUUGAGAAUACAGCUCCCAGUUCCUCUUGUGUGCAUAGCCCUGUUCUUUCUCACUGCACCUUUUUCUUGUAGUGUUCCACUGUAGCCUCAUUUUACGGGCCACCUACUUGCUUUUGUCUUUUGUCUACAUUGUUUACAGAAUGUUAAACUUAAGUCUAAACUUAACCAAGAUCUUAUAGCUCGUCCCUGGUAAAGCUGACACGGGUUUAAAAUAGCCAUGUCAAAUAUCAGAACACAAAGGGACAGGGCUGUCUAAAGACUCACCCCCUAGAUAUUUAGAGCACCUGCUUUGGGGCAGACCCUCAUCAAUAACCCCUCGCUGAAGCUCUGUCUACUCAGAAACAGGUUUUACUUCCAUGGUGCCAUCUUACUUUUUCCCGUCUUUAGUUGAGUGUAGGUUAUGAGAGAAGCUGGGGGAUCGUCAUCGGGUCUCCUCCUUGAAGAAGCAGCUUUGGGCUCAGCUGGGUAUGAGGUACACUGAUGUUACCAUUGAGAGGGUGCCUUUCCCGGAGAGGAGGCCUGUGCGUUCCUCCAUGGCUGUCCACCAGGUGGUUCUGCUCUCGGCCCCUCCUGAGGAGCCUGGCAGAGCUGACUCCUCCGUUCCUGUGAGGAGUACGGUCGCAGCCCUUUCU